AUGGUGGCAACAGUUGCUCUCGGUUGUCUUGCUCGCAGCCGAAGAGAUUCUGCGGCUGAUAAAGUUUUAAAGCUCCAGGCAUUUUGGGAACCUUUCCUUCUGCUGCACCUUGGUGGCCCCGAUACUAUCACGGCUUACUCCUUAAAUGAUAAUGAGUUUUGGCUAAGGCACUUUCUUCAAUUUGUGUUCCAAGUUGGGGUAGCAUUUUAUGUCUUCAUACCAUCCUGGAAAAACAAAGAUGCCUUCAGAUUUAUAGCCAUUCCAGUGUUUAUCGCUGGAAUGAUUAAGUAUGCAGAGAGACUUUUAGUGCUCCACUCUUCAAGCGCCAAGAAAUUUAAAGAUUCCUUGCGUUCACCUCCUGAAUUUGGUAAGAAUCCUUCAAACCUCAAGGACAGAGAAAAAAAGUAUGAAAAGAAGCCAACUGAAGAGGUAAAUAAUUACCACAUUGAAGCUGUAUCCUGGUUCAAAAAAUUCAGGUGUCUCUAUGCUGAUUUAAUUCUCGAUCAUGAUGAAAGAAAAGAAAGUUACUCUCUUCUCAGCAAGAAGUCAGCAAAAGAAGCCUUCAAAUUGGUAGCAAUUGAGCUUGGAUUCAUGUAUGAUGUGCUCUAUACAAUGACAACAACAAUUUAUUCCGUGCUCGGUAUCAUUCUCCGUUGCAUCUCUUUGUUCUCCCAUAUUUUUGUAUUAGUUAUCUUCUUAAUCAUUAUUGAUAAGUCUUCCUAUUCACCAAGUGACAUCUCCAUAACUUAUGUACUAAUAGUUGGAGGGAUCUUUCUGGAGGUUUAUGCAAUAUUCAUCGUGCUUCUUUUCUCUGACUGGACAAAACAUUGGUUGACCAAGAGUAAUUAUAUGUCCAUUGAUACAUGCUCUAAUGGUUUACUCUCCAACGACAACAGAAGCUGGUCAGGAUCCAUGGGUCAGUACAAUCUAUUAAGUUUUUCUCUUUCAGAGGCCAAAUCAGCCACAUCGUUGAUUGUUGGAGUUCAGAAGCUAUUUGGAAUCAAAGAACUAAUAGAAAAGUAUAAAUAUUUGACUUUGAAAGAAGUGGAUGAUGAUUUAUUAAAAGCGAUCUUCAUCCAACUCCUUGAGAAAAGCCAAGAAAUUAAAGAGGAUCUUUUUUAUAUCAAGCAAUGCAAAGAACUGCUGGGUCGGAGAGGAGAUUAUGUGCUUAGCAAAAGGUCUUUCAGUAAUGAAUUUCGUUGGAGCACAGUUGAGGUGGAAUUUGAUUACAGUCUUCUUCUUUGGCACAUCGCUACUGAUCUUUGCUAUUACGAUGAUUUCUGUAACCUUCCAGAGGGUCAUGAACUUCCUCCAAAAUGCAAAAUUAGCCAAUGCUUAUCAGAUUAUCUGUUGUAUCUUUUAGUCAUAUGUCCAACCAUGUUGCACAAAGGGAUUGGUGAGAUAAGAUAUAAAGACACUUGCCUAGAAGCCAUCAGAUUUUUCAGAAAAAAAUAA
Messenger RNA from Pistacia vera, 1455 nucleotides. RefSeq lists its product as uncharacterized. Bases 1 to 1455 code for a protein of 484 amino acids. NCBI's taxonomy places the organism in Eukaryota, Viridiplantae, Streptophyta, Magnoliopsida, Sapindales, Anacardiaceae. The transcript has a single exon. The record is from RefSeq and is a predicted model, not a curated record.